Molecule: messenger RNA, 2149 nt
Organism: Propithecus coquereli (Coquerel's sifaka)
Lineage: Eukaryota; Metazoa; Chordata; Mammalia; Primates; Indriidae
Gene: STING1
Product: transmembrane protein 173
Exons: 7
Coding region: 107-1462 (451 amino acids)
Biological process (GO): defense response to virus; autophagosome assembly; activation of innate immune response
Cellular component (GO): endoplasmic reticulum membrane; autophagosome
Molecular function (GO): cyclic-di-GMP binding; 2',3'-cyclic GMP-AMP binding
Source: RefSeq, a predicted model, not a curated record
UCAGGGUGUGACUGUGGUGAGCGUGAGUGUUUGGAAACAUCCUCGCUUUUGGGGUAGCACGGGGCAACGGGAUGGGGGCUCUCUCAGCCUUACCCCCAACCCCACGAUGGGGGAAACAGGAAAUACCCUCCUUCCCGGUGCACCUAAAGUUGUGGUUUGGAGAGAUGGAGGGCAGGGCUGGAGUGUUGUGGAGAAAGCAGUUGUUUUUAACUUUGCAUUUUCAUUUUCAUUUUCUGCACUCAGAGAGGCUGCCCUUGGUCGCUGCUGGCCGGUGCGCUGGGCAGGGCCUUCUGUCGCCGUCAUCUUCCAGGAGCAGCCUGUGUCCAGGAGGCAGAAGAUGCCUCACUCCAGCCUACAUCCGUCUAUUCCGCGGCCCAGGGGUUACAGGGCCCAGAAAACAGCCCUUGUCCUGCUGACUGCCUGCCUGGCAGUCCUUCAGAUGCUAAGUCCAUCAGAACACAUUCUCCGGUGCCUGGUGCUCCACCUGGCCUCCCUGCAGCUGGGACUGCUCUUGAAGGCGUUCUGCAUGCUGGCCGAGGAGCUGUGCCACGUCCACUCCAGGUACCAAGGCAGCUACUGGAAGGCCGUGCGGGCCUGCCUGGGCUGCCCCAUCCGUUGCGGGGCCCUGCUGCUGCUGUCCUGUUAUUUCUACUCCUCCCUCCCGAAUGAGGCUGGCCUGCCGGUCACUUGGAUGCUUGCCCUCCUGGGCCUCUCAGAGGCCGUGAACAUCCUCCUGGGCCUCCAGAGGCUGGCUCCAGCUGAGGUCUCUGCAAUCUGUGAAGAAAGGAAACUCAACGUGGCCCAUGGGCUGGCAUGGUCGUACUACAUCGGGUACCUGCGGCUUAUCCUGCCAGGGCUCCAGGCCCGGAUCAGAACUUACAAUCAGCUCCACAACAACAUGCUACGAGGCACAGGGAGCCGGCGGCUGUACAUCCUCUUCCCACUGAAUUGUGGGGUGCCUGAUGACCUGAGUGUGGCCGACCCCAACAUUCGCUUCCUUCAUAUGCUGCCCCCGCAUAGCACUGACCGUGCCGGCAUCAAGGGUCGGAUUUACACCAACAGCGUCUAUGAGCUUCUGGAGAACGGGCGGCCGGCAGGCACCUGUGUCUUGGAGUAUGCCACCCCCUUGCAGACCUUGUUCGCCAUGUCACAGUAUGGUCAAGCUGGCUUUAGCCGGGAAGAUCGGCUUGAGCAGGCCAAACUCUUCUGUCGGACACUUGAGGACAUCCUGGCAGAUGUCCCGGAGUCUCAGAACAAUUGCCGCCUCAUUGUCUACCAGGAGGGAAGCGGCUUCUCGCUGUCGCAGGAGAUUCUCCAGCACUUGCGGCAGGAGGAAAAGGAGGAGAUUGCUGUGGGCAGCUCGGGGACCUCAGUGGUGCCAACCUCCACGCUGUCCCAAGAUCCUGAGCUCCUCAUCAGUGGUAUGGAACAGCCUCUCCCUCUCCGCACGGAUAUCUUCUGAGGCCCGGGUCACCUUGCCUGAGCCUCCAGUCACCUCCAAGACUCUGGACUGGGGGCUUUCUCCAGCAGCUGGACACCCGGCAGAGCCCUCUCCUCCCACUGGGGCCUUGCAGAGAAGGCCUGGACUUGGCAUCUCAAGACGAGCCCUAUAUCCUCGGGCAAGUCGUUUCACCUCUCUGAGCCUCAGUGUCCUGGGUCUGCGAGCCAGGAUUAUAAUCAGUGCCCUACCUCCCUCGCAGGGCUGCCGUGAGGACUGUGAGUGCAUGGAAGUUUUUCAUACUCUAAGCAUCUGGUAACUUAGGGAUGUGCCAGGUGUCUUCCACUGAGCCCUCCAGACCUACUCCCCACCCUUCUCCACCCUCCCUGCCCUGGGACGCCGACCCAUCUGGAUGGCAUCAACAGGCUCCCUUGCCCUCCGGCCUCUGUUCACGUCCGGUGAAUGGAGAGCCCCCACAGGAGAACGGGGGAAGGAGGAGGUGAGGUGGGGCAGUCAUUCCCCGGGUCGCCUCCCUGCAGUAUCAAGGAUGCUGUGGGCUCUCCUGCCCAGCAACCCUCUCAGCAACCCUGUCUGUCUCCAGGUUUCUGGAAUUGCAUCCUCCCCGUGCCCUUUCAAGCCUAGUGCUGUAUUGAUUCCCCAGUGGGCUACUCACUGUCACUUGUGGUUUCCUUAUCCCUGGCCCUUGUUCAA